AUGACCUUUCCAACCAUAUUUCUACUCACAAUUCUAUUAUUCCUCAUUCCAACCUCUUAUUGUGGAACCCUAACUCAAAUUGCGAAGAUUGGAGAGCGUGUUGAAGUUCUGACAUUCGAAACUGGACCAUUGACCAAAGACGAUAAGUAUACUUUUAAUUUCAGCGGACCUAAUCGAGGAUUUUUCACCGAUGAUAAGGUAAAUCACAUUUUUGUGAAAUUGUGUAAAUAAAUUCGUUUCAGACCAAAAAACGAUUAUUGGGAAGCAAUUUGCAAAUCAAGGAAAAUGGUUUGAUAAUUACAAAAGUGACCAAAAAUGACGCUGGUUGGUAUCAACGUGGUGCAACUGCUUUUACUUUGAUCGUUGAAUGA
Caenorhabditis angaria is the source of this 371-nucleotide messenger RNA. Lineage: Eukaryota; Metazoa; Nematoda; Chromadorea; Rhabditida; Rhabditidae. The record is from the annotation of a GenBank genome assembly.